Molecule: messenger RNA, 294 nt
Organism: Peronospora matthiolae
Lineage: Eukaryota; Oomycota; Peronosporomycetes; Peronosporales; Peronosporaceae
Source: the annotation of a GenBank genome assembly
AUGGAACUCAAGUUUUCUCCUGGCGAAUUACGUGGUUACUGGAAGUACCACACUCCAAACAAGUGGUUCAGGCAAGCCAAGGCGGGAGGAAAAAUUAACAAUGAGAAGGCCACCCUAUUGUUUGACUUGGGAGCUGAAGUCUCAAUCAUCGAUACCACCUUUGCUCGUAAGGUUGGCUGUGUCAUUAAUGAGAGUCAGAAGCAAGAAUGCGUGGGUAUCGGAGAUAAUGUAUACAUGUCAGAAGGCCGCAUAAAGGUGGAGAUCACGCUAAUGGAUCAUUGGUUCAAUACUUGA